Molecule: messenger RNA, 1484 nt
Organism: Hibiscus syriacus
Lineage: Eukaryota; Viridiplantae; Streptophyta; Magnoliopsida; Malvales; Malvaceae
Product: protein FLX-like 4
Exons: 4
Coding region: 321-1265 (314 amino acids)
Source: RefSeq, a predicted model, not a curated record
UAACAGCAAACAGCCGCUCUUCCCUUCUCCUUCUUCUCCCACGAAAGCUGUUGAGAACCCCCACUACCCAAAGCUCGCUCGGUCGUCGGCAGUUUCCUCUGUGAUUACUUUCGCUCCGGCCACCAACCACGUCAUCGACUAAAACUAUUCUACACUUCACUCAAACCUUUCCUCUCCUCAUCUUCUCAAAUCGAGAGUUUUGAAACUCUCUACGCCGGCCACCCUCAGGGUAUUCUAGCUUAUCAUAUACGUGGUCUUCAUUCCUGUGACUGAGGUUUUACUAUUUACGUGUGACAUAGUCCUAGUGGAUUCUUGGACAGAUGGGUUCUAGAAAAAUCCGAUCAGCAUAUGAGGGACGUUCCAUCCAGGCUCCAGGUGCAAUACGACAUGGUUCACCUGCUGGCUCAGGUCCUCCUGCUCGUGGGGCUUUGGAGCCCCUUCCUCGACCUGAGCUUUUAGAGAACAAGAUUGCUUCUCAGGCAGCAGAACUUGAGCAACUUGCUGGAGACAAUCAGAUAUUGACAGCUCGCCAUGUCGCCUUGAAGGAGGACCUUGUGGCUGCACGGCAUGAAGCGCAAAAACUCAAGGAGCACAUCAGAAGCAUUCAGAAUGAGAGUGAUAUUCAGAUCAGGGUUCUAAAGGAAAAGAUUGCAAAAAUGGAAGCAGAUAUUCGGGUUGGUGAGAAUGUGAAAAUGGAGUUGCAACAGGCACUCACUGAGGCACAAAGUUUAGCCAAAGCCAGACAAGAGUUAAUCAUCCAAAUUCAACAAGCCUCUCAGGAGUUGGCAAAAACUCAGGAUGAUGUUAAGUGCCUUCCAAAGUUACAGGCUGAACUUGAAGGGUUGAGGAAAGAGUACCAGAGAUUACGCGUUACAUUUCAAUAUGAAAAAAGGUCAAACAUAGAGCAGGUGGAGCAAAUGCAAGCUAUGGAGAAAAACCUAAUUGGGAUGGCAAAAGAAGUUGAAAGGUUACGAGCCGAAGUCUCAAGUGCUGAGAAAACUGUGCCUGCACCAAUAGGAGUGGCACCAUAUGCAGGCGGUUACUUGAAUCCUGAUCCUUCAUAUGUACAACCCUUUCAAGGUAGCACCACCUAUUUUGAUGGCUACGGUCGGCCUGCAAUGCAGAUGGGUCCUGCCGUAGCGGAGGGCAUGAUCCCAUAUAGUAGUAGUACCAAUGGUCCGGCUGCUAUUGCUGCAACCGGUGGUCAAGCUGUCACUAGCUCGGCGUGGGGAGCGACCUAUGAUCCAUCUCUUGCUCAGAAGUAAACAAGGAGAAGUUGCCUUCAAAGCUGUUACGUAACAAGUAUGAUGUCCAUAAUCAAUCUUGCGUUGACACAGUAUCGGAGGCAGGGAAUCAAUUAGGUUAAACUGGAUUGUUAGCUUUAUGCUGUUAAAUUGUUCUCAGCAGUUGAUGAAGCACUGCAGAUCCGAUAUGGUCAUUCCAUUUUACCCUCAAAUUAGGGUCUUGUACCCAUUUGCUGGUCA